GCCACCUGUCAGUGUCCAUCAAUGCCAGCUCUCAGUGCUCAUCCAUGCCACCUGUCAUAGCCCAUCAGUGCCACAUUUCAGUGCCCAUCAGUGCCACAUCAAUGUCACAUAUCAGUGCCCAUCUGAGCUGCCUUUCAGUGUCACCUAUCAGUGCCAGUCAGUGCCACCUAUCAAUACCAGCCAGUGCCACUUAUCAGUGCUGCCAAUCAGUGCCACCUAUCAGUGACAUGCCUAUCAGUGUGCAUCAGUGCCACCUAUCAGUGCCCGUCAGUGCUGCCUAUCAGUGCCGCCUAACAGUGCCAGUCAGUGCCACCUAACAGUGCCUGUCAGUGCCGUCUAUCAG
Staurois parvus is the source of this 343-nucleotide messenger RNA. Lineage: Eukaryota; Metazoa; Chordata; Amphibia; Anura; Ranidae. The record is from the annotation of a GenBank genome assembly.